Molecule: messenger RNA, 246 nt
Organism: Phytophthora nicotianae INRA-310
Lineage: Eukaryota; Oomycota; Peronosporomycetes; Peronosporales; Peronosporaceae
Exons: 2
Coding region: 1-246 (81 amino acids)
Source: RefSeq, a predicted model, not a curated record
AUGCAGAUGAAUCCGCUAAUACCAAGAUCAAAGUGGCGUUUCGAUGAGAGUGGUCUGUUGUCCAAGAAUUUGAUAUCGAAGAUGAAGGAAAAACAUACAAGGAGCAUCGAGUUGGUCAAGUUGCUGGAUGCAGAAUGUCUGCGACAGAAGGAGUGUACGUGUGAAGCGUUGUCUUCAUCCAUGGAGAUUCGCUGGAAUAUCAAGUCGAGGAACUGGCCCAUGCAGUUCGGCGCGCUCAUGCACUAG